This is a messenger RNA of Morone saxatilis (striped sea-bass), 1693 nucleotides long. Its product is annotated as tyrosinase-like. The record is from RefSeq and is a predicted model, not a curated record. The transcript is spliced from 5 exons. Bases 15 to 1649 code for a protein of 544 amino acids. Gene Ontology annotation, molecular function: tyrosinase activity. Lineage: Eukaryota; Metazoa; Chordata; Actinopteri; Moronidae. Gene Ontology annotation, biological process: pigmentation; melanin biosynthetic process.
AAAACCUUGCUGUAAUGUGGCCGCUGAUAAUCCUUAGUUUCAUGGAAUGUUUUGCGCCCAGCUAUCAACAAUUCCCGCGUCUGUGUGCCACCCAGGAAGCUUUGCGCACCAAGGAGUGCUGCCCGUCUUGGGAAGGGGACGGGUCGCCCUGCGGGGCGAGCUCGGGUCGGGGUUUCUGUCAGGAUGUGGUGGUGCCGAACAACCCCGACGGGCCGCAGUACCCCUUCUCCGGGUUGGACGACAGGGAGAAGUGGCCCCUGGUUUUCUACAACCGGACUUGCCAGUGCGCAGGGAACUUCAUGGGUUUCAACUGCGCGGACUGCCAGUUUGGCUACUUCGGCGUCAACUGCAAUGAGAGGAGAGAGUCUCUGAGGAGGAACGUAUUUCACCUGUCCAGGGCCGAGAGGAUCAGACUUGUGUCCUACCUGAACUUGGCCAAGCAGACAGUCAGCAGGGACUAUGUUGUGGCCACAGGGACCUACCAGGAGAUGGGAAACGGCUCCAGCCCGAUGUUCGCUGAUGUUUCAGUGUAUGAUGUGUUUGUGUGGAUGCAUUACUAUGUGUCCCGGGACGCGCUGUUAGGCGGGCCGGGGAACGUGUGGUCCAAUGUGGACUUUGCCCACUGGGCGCCUGCGUUUCUCCCGUGGCACCGCGUGUACCUGCUGCACUGGGAGCACGAGAUCAGGAAGCUGACUGGAGACAUGACCUUCACCAUCCCGUACUGGGACUGGAGGGAUGCCCAGGGAUGUGAUGUGUGCACGGACGAGCUGAUGGGGGCCCGGAGCCCCUUUGAUCCCAGUUUCCUCAGCGCAGGCUCGGUCUUCUCCUCUUGGAGGGUACUGUGCUCCAGAGCAGAGGACUACAAUAACAGAGGUGUGUUGUGUGAUGUCAGGGAAGAGGGCCCGUUGCGUCGUAACCCUGGAAACCACAAUCGUAACGUGGUUGAACGAUUACCAACUUCAGCAGAGGUGGAGUUCACGCUCAGUCUGCCCAACUAUGACACCGGAGCCAUGGACCGCAGUGCCAACAUGAGCUUCAGGAACACUCUGGAAGGAUUCGGGGAUCCUCGGACUGGGUUAGGAAACAGUUCUCACAUGGGCAUGCACGCUGCUCUCCAUGUGUUCAUGAAUGGCUCCAUGUCCUCAGUGCAGGGCUCAGCGAAUGACCCCAUAUUCCUUCUCCACCACGCUUUUGUUGACAGCAUUUAUGAGGAGUGGCUCAGGAGGCAUAGACCAUCCCCAUCACAGUAUCCAGAGUCUAACGCUCCUAUAGGGCACAACAGCGAAUACCACAUGGUGCCCUUCCUGCCCCUCCACCGAAACAGAGAAUUCUUCAUUUCCAGCAAGGACCUUGGAUAUGAAUAUUCAUAUCUGCUAGAUGCUAACCAGAGGCUAGCAGAAUCCAUACGUCCUUACUUGGAGGAAUUGCAAGGUGUGUGGCCCUGGCUGCUGCUUGCAGGGCUCUGUGGGGGAAUUGUAACAGUGGCCGUAGUCGUUGCUGUCAGAACUGCAAAACGACGAUACCAAGGGUCACCUUGGCUGCAUGCGAGGAGGUGGAAAAACUUAUUUGCUCUCCCAGAAAGACAGCCACUUAUCUGGAGCAGUGACACAGAGGAAACCAACCACCCUAACUACCAAACAACCAUAUGAAGGCACAGCCAGCCCUCUGUGACUUUUGAUAUCAAAGUACUGUG